UUAUCCGUUUGAUAAACAUAUUUUCACAGAUGCAGAUUUUAUAGCUGGGAACUCAUCAUCAUCAGGUACAAUUCAGUUUUAAAUAUAAAAAAUCUUGCUAGAUAUAUUGUCUUCUCAGAGGAUCCAGUUGAAACUAUAAAUUCAACGACAGAAGAAACCCCAAGCGCAUCAGCCAUGGAAAUUGAGCCUGAAAUUCAAGCAAGCACAAGCCGAAGACUCGUUACUCCCUGGGAAAUAUCUCCACCACCAAAGCUACGAGAUCCACCACCUAAUCGGAAAGGCCGGAAAACAAAGGCAACAGUUUUAACAACUUCGCCUUAUAAGUGUAAUUUGUUACAGAGCAUUGAAGAGGAGUUUCCAGAUGUUCCACCAACAAAAGAAUCGUCUUGCAACUACUGUGGCAAAAUUUAUGGGCAGGAUAUAAUAAUGAAGCCUUGGACCUCUUGUCUGCAAUGCGAACAAAUUUGGGCCCACGAAAAGUGUAUUCCCAAUCGAAGUGCUAUUUUUCUUUGCGAUUCUUUUCAAUUGAAAAUAUAA
This is a messenger RNA of Anastrepha ludens (Mexican fruit fly), 537 nucleotides long. RefSeq lists its product as uncharacterized. The transcript is spliced from 3 exons. NCBI's taxonomy places the organism in Eukaryota, Metazoa, Arthropoda, Insecta, Diptera, Tephritidae. The record is from RefSeq and is a predicted model, not a curated record. The coding region runs from base 175 to 537 and encodes 120 amino acids.